AUGAAGGAAUGGAUUGCUCAGUGCAGCCAGGAGAGUGCCGAUGUGGACAGUGCCGGUGAAGCAUCUUAUCCAGACUCUUCAGUAGUACCUGUGAAUGGACUUGAAUUCUCAUGCUCCAAGACCAAGACCGCCGACAGCCAACAGUGUGCCUGUGAUGGAAAAGACCUAUCAGCAGCAGUGUCAGAGCUGAAACAAUCUCACCGCAAGCUGAGCGAGCAAAACAGCAGCCUGCUGAGGACGGUGGCUCAGUGUGAAGAUGUCAACCUGCAGCUCACUCUGGAGAUCACUGAGCUGCGGGCAAAGCUGGCCAGUUCCCAGCGGUCAGCCGUUCGAGCCCGAUCCAUAACAGAGGAACUGGAGGAGACCCGUCUAGCAUUUAAAGAGGCUCAGGAAAGAGCCAAUCGUUCCCAAGCCAGCUGCACGAAGCUGAGCAAUGAGGUUGAAUGCCUGAAGGUUCACAUAAGGAGGCUUGACGACAAGAAUGAAAAACUGGCGUUUGAAAAGACAUGUUCUGAAGAUGGCAUGAACAAACUACGAAAGGCCAAUGCUGAGUUAAGGGCUGAACUUCAAGAAACUCUCGUCAUGUUGACUCUGAAGGACAGAGAACUCACAAAGAAAGAUAUUGUUAUGGAUAAGAUGAAGAACUCCCACUUGGAGAAUCACAACAUCAUUGAGGUUUGUUUCACAUGCUUCCACUGCCUCUGCAAAUAAAUAAUACAUAUUAAAAUUAUUUUGCCUUUCUUUU
This is a messenger RNA of Dunckerocampus dactyliophorus (ringed pipefish), 745 nucleotides long. RefSeq lists its product as uncharacterized. The transcript has 9 exons. Gene Ontology annotation, biological process: homologous chromosome pairing at meiosis; chromosome localization to nuclear envelope involved in homologous chromosome segregation; actin filament organization. Bases 1 to 711 code for a protein of 236 amino acids. Gene Ontology annotation, molecular function: dynein complex binding. Gene Ontology annotation, cellular component: nuclear outer membrane; chromosome, telomeric region; meiotic spindle pole. Lineage: Eukaryota; Metazoa; Chordata; Actinopteri; Syngnathiformes; Syngnathidae. The record is from RefSeq and is a predicted model, not a curated record.